CUGAGUCUCCAGAGGAUGUUCAAUAACUGUGAGGUGGUACUUGGAAAUUUAGAAAUUACCUACGUCCAAAAAAAUUAUGACCUUUCCUUCCUCAAGACCAUCCAGGAGGUUGCUGGCUAUGUGCUUAUUGCACUCAAUGCCGUAGAGAAAAUCCCUUUGGAAAAUCUGCAAGUCAUCAGAGGAAAUGUGUUGUAUGAAAACUUUUAUGCUCUUUCUGUGCUCUCCAACUAUGAUGCGAAUAAAACCGGAGUGAGGGAACUGCCCAUGAAGAAUCUACUAGAAAUCCUUAUCGGUGGUGUUCGGUUCAACAAUAACCCAUCUUUGUGUAAUAUGGAGACGAUCCAGUGGAAGGAUAUUGUGAACUCUGCUUACUUCAACAACAUAACCAUAGACAAUAACAGCCAUCCAAAGAGUUGUGAAAAGUGUGAUUCUAGUUGUCCCAAUGGGAGCUGUUGGGGUCCUGGGCCACAGUAUUGCCAGACUUUGACAAAAACCAUCUGUGCCCAGCAAUGCUCAGGACGGUGUCGAGGUAGUUCCCCCAGUGACUGUUGUCACAACCAGUGUGCAGCGGGUUGUACUGGACCCCGAGAGAGUGACUGCUUGGUCUGCCGAAAGUUUCGAGAUGAAGCCACGUGCAAAGACAAUUGCCCCUCUCUCCUGCAAUACAACCCAACCACAUACCAGAUGGACGUCAACCCAGAUGGCAAAUACAGCUUUGGAGCUACCUGUGUUCGCAAAUGCCCACAUAACUAUGUGGUGACAGAUCACGGUUCCUGUGUUCGUUCCUGUAAUGCUGAUACCUAUGAAGUGGAAGAAGAUGGCGUCCGAAAAUGUAAAAAAUGUGAAGGUCCAUGUAGUAAAGUUUGCAAUGGAAUAGGAAUCGGUGAACUGAAAGAUGUUCUCUCCAUCAAUGCAACAAACAUCAAACAAUUCCAGAACUGUACCAUAAUCAGCGGUGAUCUGCAUAUCUUGCCCGUUGCAUUUAAAGGGGAUUCCUUCACCAAUACUCCACCUCUGGAUCCCAAAGAACUGAAUAUUCUCAGAACCGUAAAGGAAAUAUCAGGAUUUUUGCUGAUUCAGUCUUGGCCUGAAAACAUGACUGACCUCCAUGCUUUUGAACAUCUGGAAAUUAUACGAGGCAGAACAAAGCAGCAUGGCCAGUUUUCUCUUGCUGUUGUUGAUGUGAACAUAACUUCCUUGGGCUUACGCUCCCUUAAGGAAAUCAGUGAUGGUGAUGUCAUCAUUUCCAAAAACAGAAGACUCUGCUAUGCAAACACAAUAAACUGGACCAAGUUGUUUGGAACAAAAAGUCAGAAAGCCAAAAUCACCAACAACAAAGAUGAAAAAGAGUGCCGUGUUCUGGGUCAUGUCUGUCAUGAGUUAUGCUCAUCUGAUGGCUGCUGGGGUCCAAAGCCAAGCCACUGCUUGUCCUGUCGCCAUGUGAGUCGUCACAAGAAAUGUGUUGAGAAAUGCAACAUUCUGGAAGGAUUGUCUUGUUGUUUUCUUUCUAACUAUCCCAAGGUGCCUAUUAAAUGGAUGGCUUUGGAAUCGAUUUUACACCGUAUUUAUACCCACCAAAGCGAUGUCUGGAGCUAUGGUGUCACCGUGUGGGAACUGAUGACAUUUGGGUCUAAGCCUUACGAUGGGAUCCCUGCAAGUGAAAUUUCAUCUAUACUAGAGAAAGGGGAGCGCCUUCCUCAGCCACCCAUCUGCACCAUUGAUGUCUACAUGAUCAUGGUCAAAUGCUGGAUGAUAGAUGCUGAUAGUCGCCCCAAGUUUCGUGAGUUAAUCAUAGAAUUCUCUAAAAUGGCCCGUGAUCCCCAACGCUACCUUGUUAUACAGGGAGAUGAGAGAAUGCACUUACCAAGCCCCACAGACUCCAAAUUUUAUCGCACCCUAAUGGAAGAGGAGGACAUGGAAGAUAUCGUCGAUGCCGAUGAGUACCUUAUCCCACAGCAAGGAUUCUUCAAUAGUCCUUCCACAUCUCGGACUCCUCUCCUAAGCUCUCUGAGUGCUACCAGCAAUAAUUCUGCCACAGUAUGCAUUGAUAGAAACGGGCAGACUUGUCCCGUGAAGGAAGAAAGCUUCAUCCAGAGAUACAGCUCUGAUCCCACGACUGUCUUAACUGAAGACAAUGCGGAUGACAGCUUCCAGCCUGUACCAGAAUAUAUAAACCAGUCGGCUCCAAAAAACCCCACAGGCUCUGCCAUCCAGAACCCCGUUUAUCACAACCAGCCUUUAAAUCCAGAUGCCUCUAAAGACUCUCUGUACCAAAAUUCACACAACAACAGCGCAGUGGACAACCCUGAGUAUCUCAACACGACUCAGCCCAACUCGGUCAAAAAGGCAUUCGACAGCAAUUCAUGCUGGAACCCCACAGCCAAGCACCCCAUCAAUCUGGACAACCCGGACUACCAGCAGGACUUCUUCCCCCAGGAAGCCAAGCCAAAUGGGGUGUUUAAAGUCCCGGCUGCGGAAAAUCCUGAGUACCUCAGGGUAGCAGCCCAACAAAGCGAAUUCAUUCAAGCUUCGGCAUGACCCUUCGCCAAAAGCCUUUCCACUCUCUCACCUUCAUGCUGCCCCAGGACUGACCUAUGAACAGCCACGGCAGCAAGCAUGCGGCGUAGCCACUCACUCACACCUUUCCUUUCAAGCCCACGGGCCGAACAAUGCCACAGUUGGCUUUAAUUUCCUUUGGUACGUUCUGGGGCCUAUCUUCCACUGGAAUUGUCCCCUUACCUGGCACAUCAUAGAGUCAAUCCCAGGCAGAAUUUUUGCAAGAGAAAAAUUACUGGUGCAUUCCUUCAUCUUUAAUCUGUGAGGCUUCUCAAAUCAACAGCGAGAUGUUUUUCCGUUUGUACAGAAGUUGUUCUUUUUUUCUAUGCCAUACAUUUGAAAAAAUAAUAAUAAUGUUUGUAAGCUCUUCUUUU
Molecule: messenger RNA, 2930 nt
Organism: Gracilinanus agilis (Agile Gracile Mouse Opossum)
Lineage: Eukaryota; Metazoa; Chordata; Mammalia; Didelphimorphia; Didelphidae
Gene: EGFR
Product: epidermal growth factor receptor
Exons: 19
Coding region: 16-2538 (840 amino acids)
Biological process (GO): positive regulation of epithelial cell proliferation; cell differentiation; multicellular organism development
Cellular component (GO): basal plasma membrane; signaling receptor complex
Molecular function (GO): epidermal growth factor binding; epidermal growth factor receptor activity; ATP binding
Source: RefSeq, a predicted model, not a curated record